CCCCCCUUCUGUUUCAUCAUCGGCGUCAAAUGGUCGCGAGCCCUGAGCGGGGAGGGGGGGGCGUGGGAACCCGCCCUUUAAAGGGGCUCGGCAUACUCCCACGUCGGCCCGGCCUGUGCUCACACACAACUCACACAUAGACACACGUAGACAUAGACACACAUAGAUAAUACAUAGAAACACGUACACGGAUAUACAAUACAUAGACACGUAGACAUACAUAUACAAUACAUAGACACAUGUACAUAGACAAUAAAUCAGACACAUGCAUCAACAUAUACAAACACACAGAUACAUUUCCAUACAUAAGACACACAUGUACACAUACAUAGAUAUACGCACACAGAUACACAUAGACGCACAUCGUGUAUGCUUGCAUUGGUGUUCAUACAUAGACGCACCGUGUAAGCUGUACUUGCAUGCCUAUGCUUAGGAGCAUAGAUGCAGACAUGCAUACAUAGACUCGCAUACUGUACCUACUCGUAUGCUUAGGCAUACAUAGAUACACAUAUAGAACAAGGACACACACAGGCUUUAUGGGGACAAAUUUCCCCGUAUCGCCUUUAGAAGACUGUUGGGGCAAGUCCUGUUAACUGUUCAAGCUCGGCACACACGCAGAUAUACUGUACACACAGAGACACGCACAGAGACACAGGGACACACAUAAAGACACAGAGACACACAUAGAGACACAGACGCAGAGACACACACAUAGACACAGAGACACACAUAGAGACACACAGACACAUAAAGACACAGACACAUAAAGACACAGACACAUAGAGACACAGACAAACACAGACACACACACAGAGACAUAGAGACACACACAGAGACACACAUAGAGACACAGAGACACACAUAAAGACACAGAGACACACAUAAAGACACAGAGACACAUAGAGACACAGACACACAGAGACACACAGAGACACAUAGAGACACAGACACACAUAGAGGCACAGAGACACACAUAGAGACACACACAUAGAGACACCUAUAUAAACACAGACACAGAGAUACACGUAGAGACACGCAGAGACACACGCACACAGACACACAGAGACACACAGACACACAUAGAGACACAGAGACACACACAGAGACACACUUAGAGACACAGAGACACGCAUAGAGACACAGAGACACACACCGAGACACACAGAGACACACACACACAGAGACACACAUAGAGACACACAGAGACACACAUAGAGACACACACAGAGACACACACAGAGACACACACAGAGACACACAGAGACACACACAGAGACACACAGAGACACACACAGAGACACACAUAGAGACACACACACAGACACGCACAGAGACACAGACAGAGACACACAGACACACAGAGACACACACAGACACACAUAGAGACACAGAGACACAUUGAGACACAUAGACGCUGGUGUGGCCAUGGCGAGCCCCAAAUCGCGCCGAGUCCUGCAGGACGCGAAGGCAGUGGACGACAACAGCCUGUGCUUCGAAUGUGGUGCACACAGCGCGCAGUGGGCAAGCGUCACCUACGGCAUCUGGGUCUGCCUGGAGUGCUCGGGUCGGCACCGGGGCCUCGGCGUGCACCUCAGCUUUGUUCGUUCUGUGACAAUGGACAAGUGGAAGGAAAAGGAGCUGCAGAAGAUGCUUGUAGGAGGAAAUUCCAAGUUCCGCGAGUUCCUGGAAACGCAGCCGGACUUCAAUCCCAGCUGGUCCCUGCAGGACAAAUACAACAGCCGAGCUGCAGCACUCUACAGGGACAAGAUCGCUGCUCUGGCAGAAGGUCGGGAGUGGACCAUAGAAACAUCACCCGCCAGAGACUGGCUCCCCGCCCAACCCAAACUGUUCCCAUCAGCCACACUCAAAAGUCCACCGUUUAUGCAGUCAUCCCAGACAAACCCAGACAACGGCUUUGAAGAGUGGCUCAAUGAAGAUGGGACUUCCUUCCAAAACGCUGGCUGCCUGGCCUCCGCUGGGUUUGUGUGCUGCAGGGGCGCAGGCUAUGGAGGACAGGGAAGCCGCUACGUGGGCUUCGGCAGUACCACGGUGACCGAGAAGAACACCGAGGAAGCGGCGAAUAACAGUGUCUCUUCACUCCAUUCGGGCUGGAGCAGCUUUGCGGUGGGAGCCAGCAAGAUCGCUGCUGCAGCCAAAGAAGGGGCUGCCAAGUUUGGAUCCCAAGCCUCACAAAAGCUCUGGAAAAACAAGCAGCAGGGACAAGGGAUGAAAGGCUGGAAGGAAGUGACCUCCAUGUUCUCGAAUAAGCACGGAGGCCAUGAGCGUCUCUCGGGAAACGACUCUCCUCUGCUGGAGGGGUCGGCAGCUGGAGAAGGGGAAGCGGCGGUGAGCCAAGAGUUUUUUGCAAAGAAGGAAGGCCAGCGGUCUCCGAAAGCCGAGAGUUGGGUUUCAUUUGGAGCACGGUCUGUUGGAGAAGAGGGACAGACAAAACCCAAAACGAGUUCAGAGGGCUGGCAGCCUCUGCAGUGCGACUCUCCUCCAGAUAGCACCGAAGUAGAAGAAAGCUGGGACGAAGGGGAGGAGGGCAGCGCUUCUGCAGGUGCAGGAGGAGGCAGCAAACCAGGAGGCAGUGGCAGUGGUAAGGGCAUAACCUUUGGAGUGAAAAAGUCCAACAAGAUGGGGGAUGAGUGGGGUGAUAAGGACUGGCAGCCUAUAUAUUAAGCCUAUAUAUUAAUACUGCCCAUAUGUGUGCUGCCACAAGCGAAGUUCUAGCAUAAUAUGUUCAGUGCAUUCUUAGGGUUGUCAGAAAUUCCAAAAUGCUGUGUACAGAACACUAAGACGUUAAACCGGUAUCGUCACGCUGAUAUGGAUAAAAUAAUCACUGAUCAAUGUGCUAUAGCUAUAAAAACGCUCAGUUGUAUUCUUGCUGGUAGUGCUACAUUUGUAACAACUUGACAAAGGCUGCUUGUAAAAAGUGUAACAGUUAUUACCCCAAAAGUAAUUGCUCCACCCAAUGUUUAGCUAUUGUAAGAAGAAAAUGUUUUUAAUUACUUUAAUUGCUUUAGAUUAUUAAAUCGAAAUAUUUCCAGUUUAAUUCAAGGCAAUGAUGAGAACAUUAUUUAGUCUGUCAUUUAAUUUCUCAGUUCAGGUAAAGAAGCAAUGUUUGUCAUGAUCUAGAGAUACAGUGUUUAGUUUUAACGGGUUUCAGUCUGUUGCAGCAUUGUUACAGGUUGAAGGCUGUACUUGUUGUAUUUCGGGCUUUUGACCAGAUUCUGUAUGACGUGUUGCACUGGAUAUGCAUCAAAGGUAAGUGUCUGGGUAUUAUUUUUGAUGGAAGAUGGUAAUAUUGCAUGUCCCAUUGAUAGCAUAUAGCACAGUAACUCUUAAUUGAAAGCACAUUUUAUAUUUGAACAAAAUACCAUCGUCCAUUGGAUCCCCCCUCGGAGAACUUGAGCUACAUAUCUCAUGAAUAUGAGAGCCUUGAAUGACAGUACAGCCAUACGUUACACAUCGCAGAGCGUUCGCUGUGACAUUCCUACAUCCAGAGCAUUUUUAACGCUCUCACACCCACACGACCACAUUUCCAGAACUCGGAAAUCAAUGCAAAAACUAAUGAAAGUCCCAAAUUCAUACAUGCCCAGUUAUAGAUUAUUUAGAAUGUUUGGCUGAUAUAAAUUUCCACGUGAUAAGCCACUUUGUUGAGCUAUCAUUUGUAGCCAGGUCACUUCUGAAAAAGAAACUAAUAGCUCAGUGGGCCUUACCUGGUAAAAUAAAAAGUUUAUUUUUAAAGUGAUUUGCUUACCCUUCCUAUACCUUGCACUCAUAUUGUGUUUUUGUAUCAUGUGUCGUUAUAUCUCUCUGAUCCGCCCCUACUGGACAUCUGUUGAAAAAAGCUUCAUAGCUCAUCGGAUUCCUCCAGUAUAAAUAAAAAUUUGAUUCUGUACCAUCCUUGAAAACCUUGCAACAGAAUGUCCUCCACCAAUCGUAAAUUGGCCAGGUGGCUCAGCAGUCGAGCAAGCGGUUCCCAAAUGGAAGGGAUGUGAGUUCAAAUUCUGGUCAGUGUUUCACCCGGCUCAUCAUCCCUCCGGGGUUAGUACAAGUAAAAGAAGUCGCGCUUUGUGGGGAGGUCAAGUGGUUAUCCUAUGGAUAGACAGACUCACCCCCACCAUAGUAAUGUAGGAUUUCCACCACUGGCUCAGGGCUGUAAACAGGAGAUGAGAAGCGCAUCGCAAUGCUCAUUUUCCAGGAUAUCACUUUGACUUUUGAUUUGCUGCCUGAGGAACGGGCUUGGACCACACGGUUCAAGAGGAUGUAUCCAAAAGGUGCUGGGAUGGUGCCAGGACAGCUCCAGGCUGACUGCAGCCUGGUCUUGAAACUGCAUGUUUAGUUGAAACAUAGGACUAAGCCCCUCCCAACAGUUUCUGUCACACCAAAUUACAAUCUCCCUGACACCCAAUGUAUUUGAGUGUUCGGUGCUGUGUUAAGACGCAAGUUACGUCGCUUGAAACAACUGUUUGAAAAUUGUUUAAUUUGCCUCAAAACCGAAAGCGUAUUUAUCGUUGGUUUUGAAAAAGUUAAACCGAUAAAAUAUCUCCCUGCCAUGACUCAUAUCCUCCAUGAAUCGUUUGAGGUUAGAGUGCGUUUUGUACCGUAUUUUAAUUCACAGAAGUGGUUUAUACAUACAUGUAAGUGUUGUAAACGUUAUGGCAAUAUCUGAAAUGGAAACUGGUCUCCCAUAUCGACAACAAUUAAACUGUCAAAUUGUCCUGCACAGCCAGAAUUUGGCAGUAAUAUUUUACGCAUCGUAAGCAGUGAUCCGUAUCCUGUUUUUAGUGUGUAAUCGGUCAUUUUUACAUGGCAUGCAUCAACUGAUUACUUUUAUAAUGUUUUACACAAUGAUUGUGCCAAGCAAUUAAUGCGAAAUCAAGUUGACAGCAUUUGUUUAAUGCGAGGAUGGCAUCAAUGCAAAGCUAAUUAAACAUCGGUACCAAUUGUUGGAAAAUAUAUACCACAAAGCAAAUUAAACUAAUUCGUAGCAAUUAAUCCAGUACUGGAUAAAACUCUCCCCAUGCCGUGUCGGUCAUGGGGUUGUUUAACCAUAUUUCACCAUGCAGGUCAGUGCGGGUUGAUAAAGGGGCCCCCAGGAUUCGGAUAUCUCACCAAUGAUUCUACCCGUGUGUAGGUUUUCGCAAGUUGUGCUCGCUUGCGCUCUGGUGUGCUUUUGGGUUGCACCGAACAACACUCGGUACACAUCUAAAAACACAGAGGGCUAUACUCACCACUGAUGUUGUUCUGGCCCGGAAUCGAACUUAGGAUUUAUAGUGCAGUGCACUAAGCACUGUGCCACCGCUCCACACAACAUAAACGAAUACUAUUUCUCUCUUUAUUUGAAGUAAUCAAACAUUACAUUACUCGUAAAAUCGCAAAUAAGAAUUUAUCUAUGAACGUAAGUAAUCAGACCGAUUACCUUUUGAAGUACCCCGGAAUUGCCUAUGAUAAUAAAUGAGCUUUACGAAGUCCACCUCGCAGUCGUGUGUGCGAGUGAGUGCUUGUGUGUGUGUAUCUGGUGAGGCUGUAUCAGCCAUGGAAAUCUUAUUGCAUUCAGUUCAUUACAAAAGCCUCAAUUAAACCCCUGUGAACCUAAUAGAGUGCAAAGAUUAAGGAUCCGCAUCACUAUGCAUUAUAGUAUCAUCAUGAAAAGUGUGGCUUUCAUCGCCAGAUAUUGAGUAACCUUUUAGUCAGUUUAUCUUUCGGGUAAUGUCGAGUAAUAUUUUUGUUGUUUACUUCAUGUAAAUUGUCAGUAAUUUAACAUGCAAUUAACAGUUUAUCCAUUCUACAUUGUAGCUGGACAACAUCGCCAAACCUCUCGUAUUUGUAGUAACGCACAGCGGCUGAAACUUCUCAGCGGUGGAAUAUUCUGUACAUCAGUAUAUCAGUACUAGGGCUGAACGAUUGUUCGAUUUCAAAUCGAAAUCGCAAUUUGAAACAAUGCGAUUAGCAAAUCGCAAAGACUGUGAUUAUUUGCGAUUUUAAAAGUCCUAUUACUUUCUUAUUGGAAUUGUUUUUAUUAUUAUUAUAACUUUUGUUUAUUUAACUUAACAAUUGUUCAUCAUAGAGGUUUUUUUCGGUUAGAUCGCGUAAAUAUAUAAAUGUGUCGUUAAAACCCACCAACACCCAACACAGCCAACUUUACAAUCUGAAUACUCAGAUUGUAAAUGUUGUGGCUUGGCUCUGCAACACACCAGUUAGUGCUGUACUAGCGACGAAUUGGCACGUUCUGUUUACGUGACAAUCCUUACUAGUUGGCUGUAUCGGGUAGUGGCGGGUUUUAACGAAACAUUUAUAUAUUUACGCGAUCUAACCCAAAAACCUCUUAUGGAUGAUAUUGGUCGCUAAGGCUACGUGUUAAACUUAACAAUUGUUCUAUGUUUUGUUCUAUUUCAAUUAACAUUAUUUUUAUAAAUACAUGUUGGAAGCAAGUAAUCUAUUUUAAGUUAUCAUCCUUGCAUUAUAAUAUAUAGAGCAGUUCAUAUUUUGAUGGUAUCAUGUGGUAAUGCUCCAUCACGUGUUUUAAAUCUAUUACACAGUGAAUAUUGAACUUGAAGCUUGACUUUAAAAUGUUUAAUCGUAAAUCAAAUCGCAAUAUCUGUCAGAAAAAUCGCAAUUAGAUAUUUUGCCCAAAUCGUUCAGCCCUAAUCGGUACCUUAAACGUGUACGAUCAUACUGGUGGACGCUUGGGACGUGCAAUAUGCUUCACAACUGCAGCCGUUUUUCGCUGUGAAAGAGCUUUGGCUAGAAACAUGAAAGCUUUAUUGUGUUGGGCUCUGUUCAAUUGCACAGACGCUUUAUGAGCUUGUGGGUUGUGCUUAAGCUUACACCUUUAAAUUCUCACCACCGUUCAAUUACGUGGGGAAAUUUUGUUUUGUAAUCACUGUGAAGGGAACUUAGAAAAGAGCCACAUGUCGUUAUUUUUGUAAACACUCAAAUAGAAUUGAAAAUUUCUUUUUUACGUCUGACAUCGUCGUGUAUAUGUUUAAGCUUGCAUGUGCUUUUAGCUGUGCACAUAUCACAACUUGGCAGUCUUGAUAGAAUUAAAGU
Messenger RNA from Lethenteron reissneri (Far Eastern brook lamprey), 7059 nucleotides. RefSeq names its product ADP-ribosylation factor GTPase-activating protein 1-like. Gene Ontology annotation, molecular function: GTPase activator activity. NCBI's taxonomy places the organism in Eukaryota, Metazoa, Chordata, Hyperoartia, Petromyzontiformes, Petromyzontidae. The record is from RefSeq and is a predicted model, not a curated record. Gene Ontology annotation, cellular component: Golgi membrane. Gene Ontology annotation, biological process: regulation of endocytosis; regulation of ARF protein signal transduction.